Molecule: messenger RNA, 1791 nt
Organism: Danaus chrysippus (African queen)
Lineage: Eukaryota; Metazoa; Arthropoda; Insecta; Lepidoptera; Nymphalidae
Source: the annotation of a GenBank genome assembly
AUGUCAAAUGUCAAUAUAUGUAAUGUGACAGGAUAUGACAUGUCACCGUUCAUCAGAAGGUACGCCAAGUACCUCAACGAGAAGGCCCUGUCAUAUAGGACCGUCGCCUUUGACUUCUGCAAGGUCAAGAGGGGUAAAGAAGAGGGCUCCCUCCGUAUGAUGAAUGCUGAGAAGCUGUUAAAAACUCUGCCAGUGCUACAAGCACAGCUCGACGCGCUGCUUGAAUUUGAUUGUACGGCCAAUGACCUCACUAACGGAGUCAUCAAUAUGUGCUUCAUGCUGCUAUUCAGGGAUCUUAUCAGGCUCUUCGCUUGCUAUAAUGAUGGCAUCAUCAACUUAUUGGAGAAGUACUUUGAUAUGAACAAGAAGAACUGUCGGGACGCUCUCGACCUCUAUAAGAAAUUCCUCAUCAGGAUGGAUAGAGUCGGAGAGUUCUUGAAGGUGGCAGAAAAUGUCGGUAUUGAUAAAGGUGACAUCCCUGACCUGACCAAAGCCCCAAGCAGUCUCUUGGAUGCCCUUGAAGGACACCUCGCGACCCUUGAAGGCAAAAAAGGUUCCGCUGCUAACACUCCCACGCAAACCGCCAGCGCCCAAAAGAACGUUGCCAGUGUGAUGGGUGCCUUAUCAUCAACGUCAUCGUCGUUCGGUAACGCGGCUGCUUCUACUAGACUGGACGCGUCAAACGGCAGUAUGUUCAUAGAUGACUCGCUCAAACAACAGGCGUUAGCUGAGGAAGAAGCAGCUAUGAACCAAUACAAGGUCCACUUAUAUCAGGGGAACGAAUUUACAGGUGAUGAGGAUAUCACGCAGAUAACAGAAAGAUUUAACAAGGUGCAGUCGCCAACAAACUCAGCCAAUAAUCCAUUCUUAUCUACGGGUCCGUCUGUAGUGGACUUAUUCGCGCCCGCACCGGAGCCCCAACCCGCUCCUACGGGGGGCAAAGCCUCCGACGACCUUCUAUCACUAGGGAAUCCCUUCGCUGACAUGUUUGGAGCCCCGCAACCCGCGCCCGCGCCCGCCGCCUGGCAGAGCAACGGGUUCGCGGCCUUCCCGCAACCGACGCAACCAUCGCAACCAGCCCAACCCAACACCAACAACACCUUCGUAUCCGAGGCUAAUUUCACUAACGUCUUCAACACUGACUCCGCAGCUGCUAACCCGUUCAUGGGUAUGGGAGACCCAACCCAGCCUAUAUCGGCGUCCCCAGCCCGCCCCCCACCACCGAAUCCCCAAAAAUCCGCGUUCGAUGACCUCGAGGACGCUAUGAGAAUCUCACUGGGGGGCUCUCCAGCGAAACAGAGCGCACCCAUCACACAACAGCCGCAGCCGAUGACGCAGCACUUUGGUGACGUCAUGAUGUCCCAACCCAUGAUGUUCGGAUCACCAGCGAGGCAGCCGAUGAUGGGGAUGGCCAUGGGUCAACAACAACAGCCUCAACAGAAUAAAGUACUGACCGGUGAUUUAGAUUCCUCACUGGCUCAGCUCGCAAACAAUCUCACUAUCAACAAAGCUGCUCCCAAAGCGAUGCAGUGGAGCCCGAAGACUGGCUGCAAACCUGGUGGAGCUUGGAGUCCGCAACCAAUGCAGGCAACUACUGGAGCGGGUUACAGACCCAUGGGCCAAGGCAUGACUCUACCGCCAAUGCCCCAUACAUUACCCCAUACGUACCAUCCCCCGCAUUUUGUUCUGCAACAGCCGCCCAUGGUAAUGGGCAUGAACGCGCCCAUGAUGCCCAUGGGGUCGAUGCCGAUGCGCCCCUCCAUACCGCCCACCACAAAUCAAUUCAGUUAA